CCGCCCAGGCUUGCGUCGCGAUGGCAAAGGGCGCCGGCAAGAUCAAGCGGAGCGAAGACGUCGUGACGCGCGAGUACACCAUCCACCUGAAGAAGCUGCUGCACGGCAUCGGCUUCAAGAAGCGGGCGCCGCGCGCGGUGAAGGAGGUCAAGGCGUUCGCCAAGAAGAUGAUGGGCACCGACGACGUCCGCGUCGACACGAAGCUGAACAAGUUUCUGUGGAGCCAAGGCAUCAAGGCGGUGCCGGGGCGCGUGCGCGUGCGGCUGGCGCGUAAGCGCAACGACGACGAGGAGGCGACGGACAAGCUGUACACGCUGUGCACGCACGUGGUCGUCGAGAGGCACCAGUACAAGGGCCUGCAGACCGUCAACGUCGACGAGUAGACGCACUCGCGUGGCCUGCCGCAGCUGAGCACACACGCCGACCCUUGGCACGGGAUUUCGCUCAACCCGUGUGUGCUGUCAUAUGUCUUUCCAGUGUCAUAGCUAUAAGAAAACGCCCGCAUGCGGCGCAAAACGAA
This is a messenger RNA of Emiliania huxleyi CCMP1516, 520 nucleotides long. RefSeq lists its product as hypothetical. Gene Ontology annotation, cellular component: ribosome; cytosolic large ribosomal subunit. Bases 21 to 383 code for a protein of 120 amino acids. Gene Ontology annotation, molecular function: structural constituent of ribosome. The record is from RefSeq and is a predicted model, not a curated record. Gene Ontology annotation, biological process: cytoplasmic translation. The transcript has a single exon. Lineage: Eukaryota; Haptophyta; Isochrysidales; Noelaerhabdaceae.